Lodderomyces oxycetoniae is the source of this 1584-nucleotide messenger RNA. RefSeq lists its product as uncharacterized. Lineage: Eukaryota; Fungi; Ascomycota; Pichiomycetes; Serinales; Debaryomycetaceae. Gene Ontology annotation, molecular function: iron ion binding; oxidoreductase activity, acting on paired donors, with incorporation or reduction of molecular oxygen, reduced flavin or flavoprotein as one donor, and incorporation of one atom of oxygen; heme binding. The transcript has a single exon. The record is from RefSeq and is a predicted model, not a curated record. The coding region runs from base 1 to 1584 and encodes 527 amino acids.
AUGUCACAACUCACAGAACGGGCUCUUCAGCUAGGUGAGGAAAUCUUGCCAUAUUUCACCAAAUGGUAUUCGUUGUUAAUACUCCCCAUCUUGUUAUAUGUGGCUCUACUCAAUAUCAAGGAGUUUUAUUGCUCGUGGAAAUUGGGAUGCAAAAACCCGCCUUAUUUGGCAAUGGCUGGAUGGACAGGUGUCUACCCUUUAUACCGUGUUGUUAAGGAGAAAAAUGAGGGUAGGUUGGCUGAUUUUGGCGAUAGUGUAUUCGAUGAUUACCCAACUCGUACUUUUUACUUGAGAGUUGCUGGUGUUAUGAAAAUUAUGUUUACCGUUGAUCCCGAAAAUAUUAAAGCAGUUUUGGCAACUCAGUUUAACGAUUUUGGUUUAGGUAUUAGACACGCUCAUUUCAAGCCUUUGUUAGGUGACGGUAUCUUUACCUUGGAUGGCGCAGGAUGGAAGGAUUCAAGAGCUAUGUUGAGGCCUCAAUUUGCUAGAGAACAGGUUGCCCACGUUAAGGCAUUAGAACCACAUAUUCAAAUGUUGGCUAAACACAUUCGUCAACACGAUUUUAAAACUUUUGACUUGCAAGAGUUAUUUUUCAGAUUCACCGUGGAUACAGCUACUGAGUUUCUCUUUGGUGAAUCGAUUAAUUCUUUAUAUGAUGAGAAAUUGGGUUUUCCUCCACCAAAUGAUAUUCCAGGUCGCGAAGAGUUUGCAGUGGCUUUUAAUACAUCACAGCACUACCUUGCAACAAGAACUUAUUCACAAGUUUUCUAUUGGAUGUUUAAUAACAAGGAGUUUAAAGAUUGCAACAAAAAGGUUCACCGUGUAGCUAAAUAUUUUGUUAAUCGAGCAUUGAAUUUUACUCCCGAGGAACUUGAAGAAAAAUCAAAAGAUGGCUAUGUUUUCCUUUAUGAAUUGGUUAAACAAACUAGAAAUCCACAAAUUUUACAAGAUCAAUUGUUGAAUAUUAUGGUUGCUGGUAGAGAUACCACUGCUGGAUUGUUAUCCUUUACCAUAUUUGAAUUGGCUAGAAACCCUCAUGUUUGGAAGAAAUUACGAGAAGAAAUUUUGGAACAUUUCGGUACCGGCUCUACUCCAGAAGAAAUUGGUUUGAUUACUUUUGAAAGUUUGAAAAAAUGUGAAUAUUUGAAAUUUAUCUUGAAUGAGGUUUUGAGAUUAUACCCAUCAGUGCCAAUAAACUUUAGAACUGCCUUGAGAGAUACAACAUUACCUCGUGGUGGUGGUAAAGAUGGUAAUUCGCCAAUAUUUGUUCCUAAAGGUUCUACUAUUGCUUAUACCGUUUACAAAACUCAUCGAUUAGAAGAAUUUUACGGUAAGGAUUCAUACGAGUUCAAGCCUGAAAGAUGGAAUAAUAUGAAACGUUUAGGAUGGGCUUACUUGCCAUUCAAUGGUGGGCCCAGAAUUUGCUUGGGUCAACAAUUUGCCCUUACUGAAGCCAGUUAUAUUAUUACCAGGUUGGCCCAGAUGUUUCCUACUUUGAGCUCUAGAGAUGAUGAAUACCCUCCUAGAAAGUAUAUUCAUUUAACCAUGAAUCUUGAAAAGGGUCUUUUUGUAGGAAUGAAGUAG